Molecule: messenger RNA, 1727 nt
Organism: Sarcophilus harrisii (Tasmanian devil)
Lineage: Eukaryota; Metazoa; Chordata; Mammalia; Dasyuromorphia; Dasyuridae
Gene: CACNG7
Product: calcium voltage-gated channel auxiliary subunit gamma 7
Exons: 5
Coding region: 47-874 (275 amino acids)
Biological process (GO): neurotransmitter receptor internalization; calcium ion transport; postsynaptic neurotransmitter receptor diffusion trapping
Cellular component (GO): postsynaptic density membrane; AMPA glutamate receptor complex
Molecular function (GO): channel regulator activity; voltage-gated calcium channel activity
Source: RefSeq, a predicted model, not a curated record
CGUCUCCGCAGGCCCCGCGCGCCUCCCGCCCGCGGCCGCCGCCGCCAUGAGCUCGUGCAGCAGCCGCGCGCUGACCUUGCUGAGCAGCGUGUUCGGCGCCUGCGGCCUCCUCCUGGUUGGCAUCGCGGUCAGCACCGACUACUGGCUCUACAUGGAGGAGGGCACAGUGUUGCCCCAGAAUCAGAGCACCGAGGUCAAGAUGGCGCUGCACGCUGGCCUCUGGAGGGUCUGCUUCUUUGCAGGCCGGGAGAAGGGUCGCUGCGUGGCCUCGGAAUAUUUCCUCGAGCCCGAGAUUAACCUGGUGACCGAGAACACCGAGAACAUCCUGAAGACUGUCCGCACCGCCACCCCCUUCCCCAUGGUGAGUCUUUUCCUGGUCUUCACGGCUUUCGUCAUCAGCAACAUUGGCCACAUCCGCCCUCAGAGGACCAUACUGGCUUUCGUGUCCGGCAUCUUCUUCAUCCUCUCCGGCCUCUCUCUCGUGGUGGGCCUAGUCCUCUAUAUCUCCAGCAUCAAUGACGAGGUCAUGAAUCGGCCCAGCGGUUCGGAGCAGUACUUCCACUAUCGCUACGGCUGGUCCUUUGCCUUUGCGGCCUCCUCCUUCCUGCUGAAAGAGGGGGCCGGCGUGAUGUCCGUCUAUCUGUUCACCAAACGCUAUGCGGAGGAAGAGAUGUACCGGCCUCACCCGGCCUUCUACAGGCCCAGGCUCAGCGACUGCUCCGAUUACUCGGGCCAGUUCCUCCAGCCCGAGGCCUGGCGUCGGGGCCGCAGCCCCUCGGACAUCUCCAGCGACGUCUCGAUCCAGAUGACACAGAACUACCCUCCCGCCAUCAAGUACCCGGACCACAUGCACAUCUCCACCUCGCCCUGCUGAGGGGCUGCGCCGCGCGCCCCCCCCCCCGCCCCCGCCCCUUCUCCUCCACUUUCCCGAGACCCUCCCUUCUACUCCCCGCUUGGGCCCCGUCCUUUCUCCUCAGCCUUUCCCCUUCUUCCCAGUUCCUUGCCCUUCUCCGAAGCCCGUCCCCUUUGGUCCUUUUCCUUCCCUUAGUCUCCUCCCCUUCUCAAGUCCCCCCUCCUCCGCUCCCGCGACCCCCCCCCCCAUCCCGUUUCUUGGGUAUCUUCAAUGUCAGGCAGCUCCUCAUAGAACCAGACUGCGGGCCAUCUUCAAGCCUAAGGGUCUUUUCUCCCCCAACGCUCUGACCCUCAUUUUUCCCGGGUCCAUCCAGCUAUAGGCACUUCUUCCCCGGCGGCCCCUCCCCUUCCCCCCCCCCCCCUACCCACUCAGGAGUUGGGAGGGGCGGGUUGCUAACCUUGACCUUCUCAUUCCCCUUGACCCUGGGCCACCUGGCCCCCCUUCUCCCCCCCCCCAGGUCUGUCCCUCCCUUAUGUUACUGGAAUCUUUGUCUCUCUUUUUCUUCCACCUUUCUUUCUCUUCCACACCAGAGGCCCCCCUGGGAUGGGGAGAGAAGGAGGCCGCCAGGCUGACCCCGACGCCUGGGUCCCCUCCCUCCUCGCUCCUCUCCCCCAAGGCAGGGGCAGUAGCGGGGCCGAAUGGCCCCCCAAACCUCCGAGUCUUCCGCCUCUGCCUCCUCGGCACCUCCGCCCCUGCUCCGUGCUGGGCUCCAGACGUCAGCCCCUCUUCGGGGGUCUGCGCUCUGGGGCCGCCGGGGUGGGGGCAGGGGCCCGGAGGGGGCAAAGUUAUGUACUAUGAACCAGACGGCCCCCGG